AUGGCUACAUCUGCUCCGGCGAGGAUCCUGGAAGCCCGAGAGCCAACCUACGGGGAAAUCCGCGCACCGUUCAAGAAAACCAAAAGCCCAGACGGCUUCUACCACCUCGGCGACGACAGUAAUGGCGUCGUCAUACAGUAUGCGCAGCUGAGCCCGCAGCAAAUCCAGCAGGCGCUGUCCGAGGACGCUGCGUUCUACACCCCGGAACAAAACGAGCAUCUUGCCAACGUCUUCAAGGAUGUGGAUGGUCGUAAUGUCCAGGGUUCGGCUCUCCUUUAUCCUGGACCGGACAUCUGCCCGCCUGUAUUAUUCGCAAAUUCCUCGUCGUCGGCGGCGGCGGCGGAAGGAGGAGUGUCUCCGCUUGAGCUGCAGCCGAGACAUGAGCGCCCUGCACGUCCUGGCAAUAAAAAUAGUGAGUGCAGUAGGUAUCCGGAUUGCGAGGUGUGCGACAAGAAGGGUAAGAUCGUUGAAGAUGGUAUCUGCAAGUAG
This is a messenger RNA of Monascus purpureus, 489 nucleotides long. The record is from the annotation of a GenBank genome assembly. NCBI's taxonomy places the organism in Eukaryota, Fungi, Ascomycota, Eurotiomycetes, Eurotiales, Aspergillaceae.